CAACAGCAGUAAUAGAAACAAGAACCAUGCAGCGUCUACGUACAACAUUCACGCGAUCGCGAACUCCGACGGGAGCUGAAAUGAAAAUGCAGAAUAGUCUCGAGGUGCCCAAGCAGGUGCGCUCCGCUUCCUUUGACGAGAUGCAGCUGGAGGCGCAGCGCGUGUCGGCGCAUCUGCUGAAGCAGCAAUCGUCCUCGUCGGCCGAGGAACGCAGCUCGGAGGGCGGCUACCUGCAGGUGCCACAGGCGGCGCAUGCUCAGCGCUCGCACAGCUUCGAUUCUGCAGCGGCGUCGGUGGGCAGCGACGAUUCGGGCGCCUUUCUCGAGGUGCCGCGUCGGCUAAAGACACGUCGCAGCUCAUCGACGAAGACGCCGCCGCCCUGCAUUCACUGCUACUAUGUGGAGCAAUAUGAGAAGCAGAUGAGCGCCGAGCAGCGUUACUUUAUCGAUCAUCGCGAGCUGACGACGCUCAGCUACAGCAACACCAGCUCCGAGGUGAGCGACGACGACGAUGAUGAUGAUGUCGAGGACAUUACCGAGGCGCUCGAGGAUGAUGACGAUGACGAGGAGGACGAAGAGGAGGCCGAGGCUGAAGCGGAGCCGGAUGAUGGCCGAACCGAUGGCCCUGGCGGCGAAGCUGAUGCCGAGGCGGAUGCCAGCGCUGGCGGAGAGCUGAUGGACGAUGAUGCGGCCGUCGAGAUGGACAUACGCAUGUCCAAUCUGAGCAUGGGCAGCAGCAUCGAGGAGUCACGGGCCCGCCUGCCACGGCAGAUGCGUCGCCACACCAUUGGCAGCUCGGUGACAACGUCCGAGGACGAGGGACUCGAGGGUUCUGAUCACGGUUCGCCGCACUUUGGCAACACGCUGUUGCCGCCGCAACCUGCAACGCCGUGUGGCAUCACCUUCACGCUGUCGCCGACCAACGGCGACUAUCCGCCGCUGCCCAGCUAUGCGUUCCCCAUCGAUCCCAGCUCUCCGCCUCUGACACCAAACUCGUCGCUAAUGCGCUCCAAUCUAGCGCUCGAGUUGCCCUCAUCCUCGGCCACCGGGCAACUGCAGCUGGGCGCCACAGCCGUGGCAGCAGCUGCUGCACUCACGCUGCCCGCCAUUGCCACCGGUGGCAGCGGUGGCAUCGGUGGCAGCGCUGCAAGCAGCGUCACCUGUGCCAGCGCCGAUGCCGAAGAUGCGGGCGCUGCGAUGGGCGUGCCGAUGCGGGCCAGACGUCGCUCAAUAUCGCGGCAGGAGGCCAUCUUCGUGGAGCCCACGGGCAAUUCGCUGGAGAAUGUGUCCCAUGAGGAGGUGGACAACAACAGUGGGGCGCACAAAUCAUCGAUGGACACCGCCGAUUCCCUAGAGGAAGCAUCCACCAUGGCCACCUGUGGCUCACCCAUGGCACAAGCAGCAAGUGGAGGAGGAAGUGGAGCUGGAAGUGCCACCGCUGCGGCACAUCAUGCUGCAUUUGUGGUGCGCGACAUUUACUUGACCGUGCCGGAUCUGAAGCGUGAUCGCGCCGCCUCGGUGGACUCCUGUUUCUCCAAGGUCUCCUCGGGUGGCAAAACCGAGGAGCUGCAGCCCUCCGGCGAUGGCUGCUUCCUGGCCGUGCCCAACAUCAAUGCGACGCGUUCCCGUUCCGUCGACAUUGUCCUGCCCACCGAUGAGCAGGCGCGCUACAAGGCGCUGGCGAUGACCGGCAGCGGUGGAGCAGCCGCUGGUCUCUAUGCAGCCGACGGACGCACGGCCUCGUCGAGCAAUGCGCGUAGACCGAUUCGCAUUGUGCCGGACUGGACAGAGAAUGCGGUGCAGGGCGAGCACUACUGGAAGCCCACCUCGGCCUCUGGUGAUCUCUGCUGCCUCAACGAGGAGUGCAUCAAGAGCGGACAGCGAAUGAAGUGCUCGGCAUGCCAGCUGAUUGCCCAUCAGAAUUGCAUUCCAAUUGUGAAUGAAAAGACUCAACUAGUGUGUAAGCCAACAUAUCGAGAUGUCGGGAUCAGGCAGUAUCGGGAGCAGACAACAACCCAUCAUCAUUGGGUGCAUCGCAAGUUGGAGAAGGGCAAGUGCAAGCAGUGUGGCAAGGCCGUGCAGAGUAAGCUCUUUGGCUCAAAGGAGAUUGUCGCCUUGUCCUGUGCCUGGUGCCAUGAGAUUUACCACAACAAGGAGUCGUGCUUCAAUCAGGCCAAGAUUGGCGAAGAGUGUCGCCUGGGUGACUAUGCGCCCAUCAUUGUGCCACCAUCGUGGAUUGUCAAGCUGCCCAACAAGGGCAACUUCAAGUCCUCGAUUCGUGUGAGCAACAAGAAUAGCGCUGCAGGCGGUGCUGGCGGCGGUGGUGGAGGCGGUGGCGGUGGCGGUGGUGGCGGCGGUGCUGGCGGCAAGAGCAAAAAGCAAUUGCAGAAACGCCAGAAGGGCAAGGAGGAGAAGAAGGAGCCGCGCGCAUUCAUUGUGAAGCCCAUUCCAUCGCCGGAUGUAAUACCGGUCAUUGUCUUUAUCAAUCCCAAGUCCGGUGGCAAUCAGGGCGUCAAGCUGCUCGGCAAGUUCCAGCAUCUGCUCAAUCCACGUCAGGUGUUUGAUCUGACACAAGGUGGUCCCAAAAUGGGACUUGACAUGUUCCGCAAGGCGCCGAAUUUACGUGUCUUGGCCUGCGGCGGCGACGGCACUGUUGGCUGGGUGCUCUCCGUCCUCGACCAGAUCCAUCCGCCGCUGCAGCCGGUGCCCGCUGUGGGCGUGCUGCCUCUUGGCACUGGCAACGAUCUCGCUCGCUCGCUGGGCUGGGGUGGGGGCUACACGGAUGAACCGAUUGGCAAGAUACUGCGCGAGAUUGGAAUGUCGCAGUGCGUGCUCAUGGAUCGCUGGCGAGUGCGAGUGACGCCCAACGAUGAUGUGACCGACGAUCAUGUGGAUCGCAGCAAACCGAAUGUCCCAUUGAAUGUGAUCAACAACUAUUUCAGCUUUGGCGUCGAUGCGCACAUCGCACUCGAAUUCCACGAGGCUCGCGAGGCGCAUCCGGAACGCUUCAAUUCGCGUCUCCGCAACAAGAUGUACUACGGCCAGAUGGGCGGCAAGGAUCUGAUACUGCGCCAAUAUCGCAACCUCUCCCAGUGGGUGACGCUCGAAUGCGAUGGCCAGGACUUCACCGGCAAGCUACGCGACGCUGGCUGUCAUGCCGUGCUCUUCCUAAACAUACCCAGUUAUAGCGGCGGCACGCAUCCCUGGAGCGAUUCGUUUGGCCAGACGAAACCGGCCAUCGAUGAUGGCCUCAUGGAGGUGGUCGGGUUGACCACCUACCAGCUGCCCAUGCUGCAGGCAGGCAUGCACGGCACCUGCAUCUGCCAGUGCCGCAAGGCGCGCAUCAUCACCAAACGCACCAUUCCCAUGCAGGUCGAUGGCGAGGCCUGCCGCGUCAAGCCCUCGAUCAUUGAGAUUGAGCUGCUCAAUCAGGCUCUGAUGUUGUCCAAGCGCAAGCACGGACGCGGCGAUGUCCAAAUCAAUCCGCUGGAGAAGCUGCAGCUGGCCAUACUGAGAGUGACAAUGCAGCAAUAUGAACAAUAUCACUACGACAAGGAAAUGCUGCGCAAGUUGGCCAACAAACUGGGACAAAUUGAGAUCGAGUCGCAGUGCGAUUUGGAGCAUGUGCGCAAUUUGUUGAAUGCCAAAUUCGAGGAGUCCAUCUCGUAUCCAAAGGUCUCGCAGGAUUGGUGUUUCAUCGAUUCCUGCACUGCUGAGCAUUAUUUUCGCAUUGAUCGCGCCCAGGAGCAUUUGCACUACAUCUGCGACAUUGCCAUCGAUGAGUUGUAUAUACUGGAUCAUGAGGCGGCCACGAUGCCACAGACACCGGACCAGGAGCGUUCCUUUGCGGCAUUCUCGCAGCGACAGGCGCAGAACGAGCGACGGCAAAUGGAUCAGGCGCAGGGACGCGGAAAUGGCAGCACGGAUGAGGACUUGCAAAUUGGCUCGAAGCCCAUUAAAGUGAUGAAGUGGAAGAGCAACAAAGAUCGUUUAUUCAGUUUUAACGAAGAUGUUUUUGGUUAUGGAUUCAGCCCUAUACUGGAGCAAACUUCCGAUGCCGUACUACUAGCAGCCCAGAGCGGCGAUCUCAAUAUGUUACGUGCACUACAUGAACAAGGAUACUCAUUACAAUCAGUGAACAAGAACGGGCAGACGGCGCUGCACUUUGCCUGCAAAUACAACCAUAAGGACAUUGUUAAAUAUAUCAUUUCAUGUGCCACGCGACGCGUCAUCAACAUGGCGGACAAGGAGUGCGGUCAGACAGCGCUGCAUAUUGCCGCUGAGCAGAAUCGCCGCGACAUUUGCGUGAUGCUUGUGGCAGCUGGCGCCAAUUUGCAGGCUCGCGAUGCCGGCGGCAACACGGCCAUGAUGGUGGCAUUCAACAAGAAUGCCAACGAGAUUGCAACAUAUUUGGAAAGUAAGCUGGUUGAACAACAACAACAACAUCAACAACAUCAACAUCAACAACAACAGCAGCUGGGUGUCGGCUGGUCCAAUUCCAAUUCCAAUUCGAAUUCUAAUUCAGAUUCCACAUCGCCGUCGGCCACCUCCAUGUAAAAACCCCCCGCAAAAGAGAAACACCAAAAUGAUUUUUUCAAUUGAUCCACUGUAGAGAUCUCGCUAGCUGUGCACAAACAACAACAACAACAUCCAUCAGAUUUUAAUAUAAUUAUAACAUAAAUAAUUAAUCGUAGUGAAGCCAACGCCCAAAAAAAAAAAAAAAAAAAACAAAAAACUAACAAAUGAAAUCAUCUGGCUGCUUCAAAUCCGUUUCCAUCUGGUAAUUAUCUAACUAAUCAGCGAAUUUCCUUCUUUUUUGCUCUCGCUCUCACGCCAAAUGGAAAUUGUCUCACAACAAAAAACAAAAACAAAAUACAAAAAUGUACAUUGUAAAUAAAACAACAAACCCAAUGCGAAUAACAACAUUCCAAUGCAAACGACAAAUGUGCAACAAAUGAAACAAACUGCUUCUUUCACCUAAGGUCAAGAGCGUUUCAUGCAUUUGGAGGUGCAAACCAGAAUUUAAAUGUUUAUCGAAUUAAUCAAAAUACACCACUAAAUGAAAAGCAAAAACAUAAAUCUCAAAAACCAAAUACGAAAAUGUUUUGCAAACAUUUCACUCCCGUUUCGCUUUUGAAAGUUUUCAUUUAUUGUUCAACAAAAAUUCAAAAGAAAAACAAAAUGAAAAAAACAAAAACUGAGUCCAGUUAGUUAUAUUGUCUAUAGUUUUUGGUCAGAUUUUGUUGGUAGCAAUUAAAGAGCGAAUGCAGACAUGCAUUAUAAAAAUUAAAAUAAAUAAUUACAAUUUUAAGAAUUACAAUUAAUUUAAUUGUUAAGCAACGAAUUCACAACAACACAACACAUUUAGGCGUUGGUCUUUUUGUUUUUAGCAACUAAGUGACAAUUCAUUUACUCAAUUCAUAAGCAAGAAAACAAAAACCAAAAAUACAGAAAGCAAACAAGAACAAAAUGCAAAUUUCCACUCACGUAUAUAAAACACACACACAUACACACACACACACACACCUAAGAAAAGUGUGUGUUAAACUAUUGUUUUGAAUUCUUUGGCAAACAAAAUUAAAAGAUGAUUAUAUUGUGAUAUCUAAAUUUAAUUGUACUAAAAUCUACAACUAAAAAAAAAACUAAAUAAGAACGCAUUCUAAUUAUACUGAUAAUAAUAUUAAUAAUAAUAAUAAUAAAAUGCAAGCAACUUAUCAAUUUGUUGGACUGGAGAGAAAGUGCAAGAGAAAGCAAACCGAGGCCCACGAGGCGUAUGAUUGAUGUUGAUAUUAGCCAAGACAUUUUUUGCUGUAUAUACUACGAAGUAUGAGAGAAUAUUGAUAAACCACAACAAUAACAGCAAGUUCUAAAUAUUUAUUCACACUCACACACGUAUAAAUUAUAUAGUAGCACACACACAUACACAUAAGUAUAUAUACAUAUGGUUUUUUUUUUUUUUUUUUGUGAAAAUUUCGAUUAAGAGAAAUAAAUGUAAAAAACUGUUGUAAAUUGCAAUACAAGCCAAAAGAAAAGCAGCGCAGCAGCAGCAAGCGGCAGAAAAGAUAAUGAAUAUUCUAACUGGACAGCAUAAUGUAUUUCACACACACACACACACACACGGCACACUCUUGGCACACACACAGUCCCAUGCGCACACUCUGAUCUAAGCUAUGCACAACCCAGAAAAAGUUCCGUAUUUUCAAGUCUUCGGUUCUCUGGUUAACUCUCCCAUCUCUCACUAUCUUCCUCGAUCCCCUCCUCUCUAUAUAUCUACUAGCUCUUUAACGCACUCUCAAUGUGUUUCAAAUUGAAUUAAAGACUUUCACAGAGACUUAAGCGCCCGUCCUCACCCGCCCAACCCUCAAUAAACAAACAACCAACAAGCAACAACCGAUAAGAACAAGAACAAGUGAAGUGAAAACUAUAUACUUACUUAGUGUAGACUCUAGAAGGUACUAUAUACAUAUAUAUACAUAUAUACUUGUAAAGACUAUUGGAAACUCUAAACGACUUUAAAACACAACAACAAUAACAACAACAAAAAAGAACAACAACAACAACAACUACUACCACAGCAACAAGAAUUACGACUACAACAGGAAUAUAUAGAGAAUAUGAAAAUAAUCUUAACAAACAAAGAUAUAUACAUACAUAUAUUUAUGUGUGUGUAUAUAGUUAAAGAUAAGAAUAAACUAUCUACUACAUAUAUGAAUAUAUAUAUUUUAUCAAGAAACCAAAAUCAAACACAGAUUAAUAUUGUAGUUGAUUAAGUGCUAAAUUAAUUACGCGUAAUCUCGGUAUUAUUCAACAACAAAUGCAUAUGUAUAUGUGUUGUUUUACUUGUAUGUGUACGUAUGUGUAGAAUAGUUCAAUUUUUUGCAUUAGAUUCGUUCAUUGUCCCCCUCUCUCUCUCUCUCUCUCUCUCUCUCUGUCUGUCUCACUCUCCGAUUCUAAGUUCGAAUGUGAAAAUGCGCUAAAAGUCAAUUACGUUUUAAAAAAAAUUUCCAAUAUUCGGUUCUAAGCAAAUACGAAGUAUGCAAUAAAGAAAAUGGCAAAACAGAAAAGAAAAUCUCACUAUUGAACAUAAGUCAUAACGUAAUUAACUAUUUAGUGAGCAUCCUUACACAACGACAACCACACAGACAACACACUACACAAAGCUCUGAACUAAAUGUAAUUGUAAGUGUAAUUGUAAUUGUAAUUAAUUAAGUGUAAUUAGCGGCCAAAACUCGACUGAACUGCGAUUGGCCCUUGGCUCUUGGCUCGAGCAUUUUAAUCGGGCUGCGAUGAUCACUCGAGUUUUGAGACACUUUUCGAUUAACUACGAAGAUUUGUUAAGCAAAGAAAAUUAUGUUUUGGAUUUCGCGUAUGUAAAGGAAAGAAUGUAACACAAUGCAGAAGAAGAAGCAAGUCCGAGGCGAUUGCGGGGAGAGCACGAUUUGUGGCAGAGCUUUUGGGGGCACACAGCUAAAUGCCCCGCAAACGUGCACCCAAAGCAGCUGCCACAAUUUGCAUCAAUGUGAUCGCCUCAGCAACGUAUGAAGCAGUAAUAGUAAUCGAUAAUCGAAGUAGAAGAAGAUUUAUUGAAGAAGCUGCAAGUCUUAUUUAGCAAAUGACAAUCUAGUGAAUUUAGCAAAGAACAAAAUGCGUUUGCUAAACAAAGUACAACUAAUAAUAAAUAACAAGCAAAAAAGGAAAUCUAAUAAUAUUUAUUAAUAAGCAACUAUUCCCGCAUUACUAUCGCUUAACUAUCGAUUAAAAAACACAACACAACUGAAACAAAAUCUAUCUCUAAAUUGAAAUUGUAGUUUGAGGAAUUAUUGAAAUGAACAAGUGAAAUCAAAAUGAGUGGCAACGAUUGAUUGAUUGACGAUUGACGAUUGACAAAACUGAAACAAAUAAAGAAAUAAAUUACUAUGACAGUGUUGUUAGUACUAAGAGGAAAGGUACUAAAUACCGUCGGGAGAACGAACGAACGAACAAAGAAAGAAACAAACAUAGAA
Molecule: messenger RNA, 8002 nt
Organism: Drosophila albomicans
Lineage: Eukaryota; Metazoa; Arthropoda; Insecta; Diptera; Drosophilidae
Product: eye-specific diacylglycerol kinase-like
Exons: 16
Coding region: 27-4556 (1509 amino acids)
Biological process (GO): diacylglycerol metabolic process; lipid phosphorylation; intracellular signal transduction
Molecular function (GO): protein binding; ATP-dependent diacylglycerol kinase activity
Source: RefSeq, a predicted model, not a curated record